Molecule: messenger RNA, 1266 nt
Organism: Cryphonectria parasitica EP155
Lineage: Eukaryota; Fungi; Ascomycota; Sordariomycetes; Diaporthales; Cryphonectriaceae
Exons: 3
Coding region: 1-1266 (421 amino acids)
Biological process (GO): retrograde transport, endosome to Golgi
Cellular component (GO): late endosome; cytoplasm
Molecular function (GO): oxidoreductase activity
Source: RefSeq, a predicted model, not a curated record
AUGGCCACCGAGACGACCAUCCUGGGUGCCGGCAUCAUCGGCCUCUCCACCGCGUACUACCUCGCACGACAUCAACCACCCUCGACGAUCCACCUCGUCGAGUCCUGCCCAGAGCUGUUCGCCUCCGCAUCCGGCUACGCGGGCGGGUUCCUGGCACGCGAUUGGUUUGGCCCUGGGUCCGCCCCGCUCGCCGCCCUGAGUUUUGACGAGCACAGGCGGCUCGCGAAGGCCCACAACGGCGCUGCGCGCUGGAGUUAUCGGUCCAGCACGGCGGUGAGCUAUACGCCUGCCUCAGAAGGAAAGGCGAGAAAAGGACCGAGGGGAGAGGACUGGUUGAGGACCGGGGCGAGUCGGGCCGACGAAACCCAGGAGGGAGGGCAGAAAAAGAAGGUGCAGGAGAAUGUCGUCGUUGCUCCGCCAUGGCUGAGGAGGGAGGAAGGGGACGAGGUGAACGUCAUCGGCGGCGGGGCCAACACGGCCCAGCUCGACCCGCUGCGCCUGUGCCAGUUCCUCCUGGACGAGUGCGUCCGUCUGGGCGUGCACCUGCACCACCCGGCCCGCGCGUUGGCGGUCAUGGCAGACAUGCGCGGCGAGCUGUCGGCCGUGCGAAUUGCGAAUACCACGUCGUCGUCGGGUGCCGAGAGCGACAUCCCUUGCGCGAGGCUGGUCAUCGCGGCGGGCGCGUGGUCCGCGCGUGUCUUCUCGGACUUGUUCCCGAACUCGGUCUGCAAGCUGCCCGUUUCGAGCCUCGCAGGCCACUCGCUCGUGGUCCGGUCGCCGCGGUGGACGGAGGAGAUGGAGGCAUCGGGGGCGGGCUGUCAUGCCGUCUUCACCACGAGCAGGCAGGGUUACUCACCCGAGAUGUUCUCGCGUGCCGGGGCCGAUAUCUGGAUCGGGGGGCUGAACUCGGCCACCACUCCGCUGCCCGAGGACCCCACAGGAAGUCGAAUCGAGGCAGAGGCGAUCGCACAGAUCAAAAAGACGGCGGCUGCCGAGGAGGUGGUGAUCGACGACUUGGAGGUUGUCAGGGAGGCUCUGUGCUUCCGACCCGUCACUCCGUACGGCACCCCGAUUAUCUCCCGGCUGGACGAUGGUCACCUCGGCGGUGGGAUCACGACAAAGCCUGACGCAGAGGGCGGCGUGUUCCUCGCGGCCGGCCAUGGGCCCUGGGGCAUCUCGCUCAGCCUGGGCACGGGCAUCGUGCUGGCGGAGAUGGCGCAGGGAAGGAAGCUGAGCGCGGAUGUGAGCUCCUUGCUGAUGUGGUGA